Molecule: messenger RNA, 897 nt
Organism: Ostrea edulis (European flat oyster)
Lineage: Eukaryota; Metazoa; Mollusca; Bivalvia; Ostreida; Ostreidae
Product: countin-1-like
Exons: 7
Coding region: 95-883 (262 amino acids)
Source: RefSeq, a predicted model, not a curated record
CUAUCAGUGCGCCAUAGACUCUGUCUUUAAACGAGUUUUACCUGUGACCAGUCUACAUUCAUUCCAGCUGUACAAUCUCACGCAAGUUUCCACAAUGAAGGCUACGGCGUUUGUGAUUUGUGGUCUUUUGCUGUCGGAGGCUUUGGCGGUGAGCCUAUAUAACGGCACGCCUGUGAACAAGGAGAGAGUGUCAUAUUUCCGUCAAGUAACCCGUGUCUCGUCCCAGGCGACUAAAGUCGGUGUCGAUCUAUGCCCUACCUGUAUCGAUUUCACCGGCCAGGCCAUCGAUACUCUCCUGAACAUCAUCCUUCAAUCUGGUGUUGUUGGCACCUGCGGUGCUCUUUGUAACGCACUGGCCCAGAAAACAGGAAGCCAAGCCCUUGGUGCCGUCUGCAACAUUUUGUGUGAUGUUGUUGGAGUAGAGGAAUUCGUCAAACUUGUUCAGGAAGCUGAUCUUGACCCAAUCUACUUGUGCGAGUUACUUAAAGUUUGUCCAAUCAAGGAUGACGGCGAUGCUCACAUUACAUCAUUUUCCGUCGACCCAAAAUCAGGACCACAAGGUGCUUUCACGCUGGACCUCGAGUUCGAGUCGAAAAAUGGCACAGGAACUGGUGAACUCAUUUUAGAGUGCGAGACCGUUGACCAUCUGCCAGUUCAGGGAGGAUUCAUCGCCGAAAUGCAACCAGCCGGAAAUUACUCUAAACAAUUCAACCUGAAGGCUGAGCCAGAUCCGGACUGUGAUCCGACACAAGGACCCUGUGAACAGUGGCUGCCGGGAAACUACACCGUCAAAAUAUUUGUGUGUAAUGGAGAGUGUGGAAGCAAACACCCACACAGCCAGGUUUACGACAGCGCCCAGACAACGUUUACCAUCACAGAAUAAAUGCGUUAACUAAU